UGGGGGAAGCAAUAAACACAAAUCUACAAAACGCAUUAUUUCCAAGUUUUUAGCAUUUAAAGAUGUAUUCCUUAAUUAUGAAAAAAAAUUGAAAAAGUAUAAUCAUAAUGCACAUACGUCAAUAUCCAGAUAUUAAGAUGUGAAAUAGUAUUUUAGAAAGCAUGGCAGAAAAUAUUAAAAAUGAAUUUAUUGUGGAAGUGGAACAGAUCGAAGAAAAAGUGUUUAUCAAAGAAGAAAUAAAGCUGGAGGUUAAUGCUGAAAUCAAAGAUGAAAUAGUUGAAAAUACGAGUCAAGAAAUGAAGUUUGAAAUUCUACCAUGUUGUACUGUAGAAGAUACGUGUACAGUUUAUGUACAGGUCGAAGAUAUGAAAAUGGAAAGAACAGAAAUGAAAAAUGAUAUUGAUAAUGACGAAGAAGAUCCUCUCUUCCCCGAACCAAAGAGACCGAAGAAGCAAGCAGGACGUAGAUAUGCUUGUCUGGAGUGUAAUCAUGUGACCACUGAUGCAACUAAUCUUAAAAGACAUAUUGAAUCCAAACAUGAAGGCGUGGGAUAUCUUUGUAAUCAGUGUGAUUUUGUUACCACUGCAAGUAGGAAUCUUAGAAGACACAUUGAAUCUAAGCAUGAAGGCGUGGAAUAUCCCUGUAAUCAAUGUGAUUAUGUGACCACUGCAAGUAGGAAUCUGAAACGUCAUAUUGAAUGUAAUCAUGAAGGACUGAGACAUACCUGUGAUCAGUGUGAUUUCUCUGCAACUAGAAAGGGGGAUCUAAAAGUUCAUGUUGAACGUAUUCAUGAAGGAGUAAGAUAUCCCUGUGAUCAAUGUGAAUAUGUUGCCACUACAAGAAGGAAUCUGAAAACCCAUAUUGAAUGUAAGCAUGAACAAGCAAGAUUUCCGUGUGGUCAGUGUGAAUUCUCUGCAACUAGAAAAGGGAAUCUGAAAUCUCAUGUUGAACGUAAGCAUGAAGAAGUUCGACAGCCUUGUGGUAUCUGUGAAUAUUUGCAACUACAGGAAGUAAUCUGAAAGCUCAUAUCCGAUUUGAGCAUAAAGGAGUAAGAUAUCCCUGCAAUCAGUGUGAUUUUGCUGCGCCUAACGUGAGUACUCUGAAGAUUCAUAUUGAAAUCAAGCAUAAAAGAGUGAGAUAUCCCUGUGAAUUAUGCCAUGUUGCUGUCGCUACAGCUAGCAGUUUAAAGCAACACAUAGCAAAGCAGCAUUCUGGUUUAAGAUAUCCCUGUGAUCAGUGUAAAUAUUCUUCAAAUACUGAAUUUGAACUGAAAUGGCAUAUUAAAGAUAAACACCAGUAAACAAACUGUCAACCAUCAUUCCGCAGGUAUAAUGGCCGGGUUAUCUGUAUAAAGUAUUUAUGAAUAUUAUAUAAUGUACAAUGUAACUAUUUACCAGAAUAAUAUGAAUUUAUUGAUAACUUUAAAGUCACCUUUGACCCGUAGCAAUGGUUUGCGGCAUUUAACAUAGGUAUUAGGUAACCUGUUUUAGCUAUAUUUGUAAGACGCAAAAUCACAUUAUAGCUCUAGUCCUGUCAUUCCAAAGUGUGGUCUGCUAAUUUUGUGCUUUUAUAAUAUUUGUUUCAUUAAAAAAUAUUGCUAAAAUCAAGUUGAAUGCCGCAAGCUUUUUUAAGGGAAAGACGACUUUAAAGUUAUCAACCAAAUUAUAUUAUUCCGCGUUAUUUAGAACAUCACUGUAUAAUGCUUCAACUAGGUAUAAAUUAUCUAAAUUGAUAAAAUGAGAAAACAUAAUUAACGGAUAUAUAGAUUUAGCAAACCUCAUGUUGUUUUUUAAAUUUUAUAUCCCUUCAUUGGGAAUAAGAAAUAAAACAAUUAUUGUCUAUUGGAAAAUGUUGUGUCUAGAAAAUCAUCAGUGCCUUGUUAUAUGUUAUUUUUAUUUUUAAAUAUUAUUUCCUCCCAAAUUU
Molecule: messenger RNA, 1923 nt
Organism: Eurytemora carolleeae
Lineage: Eukaryota; Metazoa; Arthropoda; Copepoda; Calanoida; Temoridae
Product: zinc finger protein ZFAT
Exons: 3
Coding region: 162-1019 (285 amino acids)
Biological process (GO): regulation of transcription by RNA polymerase II
Cellular component (GO): nucleus
Molecular function (GO): RNA polymerase II transcription regulatory region sequence-specific DNA binding; DNA-binding transcription factor activity, RNA polymerase II-specific
Source: RefSeq, a predicted model, not a curated record